Molecule: messenger RNA, 897 nt
Organism: Nerophis lumbriciformis (worm pipefish)
Lineage: Eukaryota; Metazoa; Chordata; Actinopteri; Syngnathiformes; Syngnathidae
Source: RefSeq, a predicted model, not a curated record
AUGCAUAGCAAAGAACAGAUCAGUCACGAUGAAUACCAACAGUCUGCUGACUGGCUGAAGUCGCAGACCCGCCAUCGCCCCCAGGUGGCCAUCAUCUGCGGGUCGGGUUUAGGGAUGCUGGCUGACGCCCUCAAGUGCCAGGAUUCCUUCCCGUACGCCGAUAUUCCGGGUUUCCCGCAAAGCACGGUUCAAGGUCAUGCCGGACGGCUGGUUUUUGGCGAACUGAAGGGGAAAACCUGCGUGUGCAUGCAGGGCCGCUUCCACAUGUAUGAAGGACACUCACUAUGCAAGACCACUUUUCCAGUGCGGGUCUUCAAGCUCCUAGGCGUGGAGACCUUAAUAGUGACCAACGCCGCCGGCUCAUUGGCGGACGGCUUGCAACCCGGUGACAUCAUGAUCAUCAAGGAUCACAUCAACUUCCCUGGCCUGAUGGGUCUGAACCCUCUAAACGGACCUAAUGACGAAAAGUUCGGGCCACGUUUCCCAGCCACGUCUGGGUGCUACGACAAAGGGUUGCGUUCCCUUGCUAUGGAAAUUGCAAAGCAGAUUGGCGUGGCCAACCACACGCAGGAGGGCGUGUACGCCAUGGUGGGCGGGCCCACUUUUGAAUCCAUCGCGGAGGCCAGGCUGCUGCAUCGACUGGGCGUGGAUGCUGUCGGCAUGAGUACGGCCCCUGAGGUAGUCAUUGCGACCCACUGCGGUUUAAGGGUCUUUGGCCUCUCUCUCAUCACCAAUAAGGUGGUCAAGAGCUACGAAGACACCGAAAGUGUGGACCACGAGGGCGUUCUCGAGGUGGGUCGGCAACGCUCACAUACACUGCAGCAGCUCGUUACCGAACUGGUCGCCAAGAUGGAAAUCAACAAUAACAUCAGCAGCAUCGAGAAUAACAGUCUUUAA